Messenger RNA from Ectocarpus sp. CCAP 1310/34, 2098 nucleotides. The record is from the annotation of a GenBank genome assembly. Lineage: Eukaryota; Phaeophyceae; Ectocarpales; Ectocarpaceae.
AUGGUGGUUGAGGAGGACGACGACGAAGAGGAGGACGAGGUGGUGCCACGUCAAGGUGGGGACAAAGACGGCGGGGUAGGGGGCGGGGCGAGCGAGGGGGAGGGCGACGGCCUCGAGGAUUCCGAAGAAGAGUGGGACGACGGAACCGCCGAAAAAUCGAAGACCCCGUCCAAGACCAACGGCGUGGGCGUUGGCAGCAGCGGAAGCAGCAGCAGCGGCAGUAGCAGCAAGAAGACAUCCGCGGCCACCGGGCCAGCAGCAGCGAAGAAAACAAAGGCGACGGCGCCCCCGGCGGCGGCCACCAGCGCCGCCAAGAAGGCCAAGACGGGCGGAUCCACAGCCUCGCCAGUCGGCGACGACAGCAGUGACGACGAAGCCAGAGGGAGGGAGGAGGCGGAAUCCACUCCGGGGUCCGGGGCGGCCACAAAGGGCCGAGGAAAGGCCAAGAAGGCCGGGAGAGGUAGUGGUGCGAAAGGAAGGUCCGGCAGCGAGGCGGGGAGCGGCAAGAGUGACGACGAAGAAGGAGACGGAGAGAAGAAGAAGCGGAGGAGGGGGAAGGGGACGGCGGCGAGCACCAGCGCCAAGCGCAAGGGGAGAUACGACAGCGAUGAUGAAGAAGGGGAGACCAGCAAGAAGGAACCCGUCAGAGGCGCGAUGGACAAGUUCACGGCCAAGGGCAACGGGACCGGGGUUGACAGCAGCGGGGUUGCCGUGAAGCGCACCAAGACGGUCCUGAAGAGCAGGACGUACUUCGAGGGCGGCUACAUGAAGACCGUCAAUGAGGAGGUGGAGGUCACCGACGACGAGGAGGAAGCCCUGCAGCCCGCCAAGACCAACCAGUCAAGAACGCCACCGCCGGGUACAAAGAAGGCAAAGAUCGGCGUGGAAAACAAGGCCGAGGGGUCAGUGGAAACCCCGGCAGGCGCCAAGGGCAAGGAUGGGGCGACGGCGACCAAGAAAAAGACGGCAAAGGCGGCUCCCAAAUCCGGCGGGAAGCAGGCCAGCAUGAUGAGCUUCUUCAAGAAGGCCUGACCCACCGACCUAUUUGGAGCGAAGGAGCGAAGGAAGGGUCUUGCCGAUAGCUCCACUGUCCAAGUUGUACAGAUCGAUGAAUGUGAGCGCAGGGAUUGGCCUAUAGGUCGAAAGGUCGACGGAAACUCGCGCGCUUCCGUCACUUGGUGUUUCUUUUUUCCUGGUACUUUUCGGUUCAGAGUUGCCGUAGCCCGGAAGAUCAUGCCGUUUCACUAGACAACCGCCUGGUCGACUACCAGGAAAUUGCCUGGCUCGGUCUGGCUCGGUAUGCCAGGUGUUGAUUCGGAUUCUGUACACUUGGAGCAGGGUGUGUUCUUUCUUUAAGAAGCCGGGUUCCGCGCCUCGAAACCGGUUGAUUCGUUUGGUUUAUGUUCGGCGUUGUGGUGAGCGCCCUCCGUCCGCUAGAAUAAUUCUCUCCGGCCGCCUUUACCGGUCGAUCUGUCGAGACAAACCACUUAAUUUGAUUAUGGCGUUCACUUGAAUAGAGCGAAGGUAUGCCUGGCAUUUUCGUUGCCAUCGUUGUUGUCGCGGGUGUUUUCGGUGGUAGUCAAGCGUUGACUUCGGAUGGAGAAAUUCUUGACACAUGCGAUGUCCUAUUGAACCGUAGGACGACCCAUAGGGCCCUCGGGACGUCUGUCCAUGAGUGUGUUCUCUUCCGUACUUGAAGCAUGGAACGUGAUUUCCACAGCCCAACCUCAUCUUGUUCCACGUGCACGGUUGUGAAAAUGACGCAUAUGCUGUAGUAUUUGCGGUACGCGCUGGGUACCGGUGAAAUAUCAGGGAGCGUGGAUGGGAUGCAGAAGCACCAAGAAGGGAGUACAUGCCAUUGCCGCGGUUGCCGUUUCGAAAAAUGUCAGGUAAUCGGACACAGCUAUAGAAGACUGGUGUCAGUGCGUGCAUUGGCACUCAUUCGAGUUCCUUUUGAGGUGGGGUCCACAGGUAGGUGUCCUCACACGCGUGCGCGUCUCGUAUCUCGAUGCCACUCGCUUCUUUUUUUCUAGGCUGCCCGAUGUUCGCCGAAGUGUGAGAAUACACCAACGAUGUCCUUCCUCAGGUCUACUUCGAC